Molecule: messenger RNA, 1476 nt
Organism: Stereum hirsutum FP-91666 SS1
Lineage: Eukaryota; Fungi; Basidiomycota; Agaricomycetes; Russulales; Stereaceae
Exons: 13
Coding region: 1-1017 (338 amino acids)
Source: RefSeq, a predicted model, not a curated record
AUGUCAAUCUCAGCAGAAAUAUUGCAUGAGAUAGUCCUCGCAGACAAACUGUGCAUUGUCUGGUCAAGGAAACCCUCCGGCACUGCGGUUAUAUUCCUUCUGAACAGAUACAUGUUCGGAAUAUAUCUCAUCUUGAACGCGGUGUUUGUUAUUCCCGGCUCUGUCUCAGAUGAAAGCUGCAGUACACUUGACUUUAUUGGCAGCUCUUUGAAGGCAAUUACACUGUUCACUACGAACCGUCAGUCAAAUCUACGCCUCGUUGUUUCUUCUGAUAAUCCAAGAUCUAAAACUAUCACCGCUGUCGCCGGUCGCUCUACCACCGGAACUCAAUUUGGCGCAUUCUCAAUGUGUGGAGAAAUCCUCUUGUCUAAACAACACAUUGUUCGCUCUGACGUCCGAUACAGAUCUUCUGUCGCUGUCGUUGCCAUAUCUCUGGUCCUCGAUACGCUUGUCUUUGCAAUCACCCUCAUCAAAACAUAUCGACACUUCCUAGAGAUGCGACGACACAAUCAGAGUAGCCUCACUGGUCUUUUGCUACGCGAUGGAACGCUUUACUUUUUUGUGGUCUUCACGAUCGCAGCUGCAAACUUUGCAUUGGGACUUACUUCGGUGUUGAACGUUUCCGAAACUCAAACACUGCUGUCAGAACUUCUACAAUCGUAUCUUGCUGUGCUCUACCUAAACCUUCGAGCGAUGAGUCGCCAAAAUGACACCGUAACAUACAAAUACAAUGGCAUGCCCGAACCGGCCUUCGCCCAAAAUCGAUUCUUAGGCAACAUUGGCGCACCGCUCGAUCCUGAUUGGUGGAACACCCAGUUUGAUGAUGAUGAGGGCGAUGAUGACGAGCUGACCGAUCAGAACGGCUCAGUAACACCAACGGUAAAUAACGGGGUCACCACUCUUGUCCCAGUUGUUUAUGAGGGAGAAGGCCACGGCGACAUCGAGAUGAUACCCAUCCACAGAGAGUCUCAAAUACCUAUCGUAGGCCCACCGCGUUCCAUCAACGUCGUGGCCUGAGUGCUCUGACUUCACUCCCUCAGCAGCGUGAUCACCGAAAGCGUCCCUUCCGCUGCACCGACUCCACUGUGUCGGCACAGAUACGCAUUUGAAUCCAAUGACCCAUCAGUUCCAUAUCUUGUUUUUUUCUUGGGCGUACUUUCCUACUUUUAUCACGACUGAACUAUAUUUCUUGGAUUGCGCGUUUAUCUUGAUACUGUAUUUGCGUACGAUUUCGGUAUUUGGAAACCGGACAUAUCGCCGUUCCGUCAACGUCGUGGCCAGUGAACACUCGUGCGUAAAUUUAUCCGGCCAAAGGACCAUACACUACUCCCCCGCAAUUAUAUCUUGACAUCUACUUCAUAAGCUCGGAGGACGGGCAAUGGUGUCGAACUCUUGUCUGUUACUAGCUGAAUGCACAUACCGUAUCAAACUGUACAUCUACCUAGUGUAUUUUGCCUUCACGCUGUCCAUAUCAAC